This is a messenger RNA of Aureobasidium subglaciale EXF-2481, 2532 nucleotides long. RefSeq lists its product as uncharacterized. Gene Ontology annotation, cellular component: Mcs4 RR-MAPKKK complex. The coding region runs from base 1 to 2532 and encodes 843 amino acids. Gene Ontology annotation, biological process: osmosensory signaling via phosphorelay pathway. The transcript has 2 exons. Lineage: Eukaryota; Fungi; Ascomycota; Dothideomycetes; Dothideales; Saccotheciaceae. The record is from RefSeq and is a predicted model, not a curated record. Gene Ontology annotation, molecular function: phosphorelay response regulator activity; protein kinase activator activity.
AUGCCAGGUCUCAGGGCGGCCUUUCGCGGACUGCUGAAGCGGUCGCACAGCACGGGCAGCUCCUCGGCAGAAGCCCAGCCUCUCCAGCAAGACGCGGACGGCCAAGGUCGCUCGUCGGCGGUGGGCAGCGCAAGCAGAAGCAACUCCCGCCAAUCCAACCCGCUGAAGCUCAAGAGCCCGUCCAAGUUCAGUGUGCAGGACAGCAUCCGAGAAGAAGAGAGCGACGACAAGUUCCACGACGCCGCCGAAACGAGUCCGCGUCCGCCGACUCUACGACCCGCCAGCAACUCCAAUAGCACCAGCACCGCUGCCCCGUCCCCCGGCGCCCGUGCAGAUCCCAAAGGUCAGCAUACCGCCGACCUCGACUUCGACGACGACGAAGCCAAGGAGAGACAUGGGACUUCGAGUCACUCGGACAAGCCAAGUCUGAUCGUGCAGUGUGCCACUCCCGAAGCCAGCCAGCCCAUCGAAGCAGAGUAUGUCGCCGACCCCUCCAUGCCGCCAGCUACUCGACCAGACACUGACCAGGACGACCUAUACAGAUUGCAAAGCACCCGCCCUCAAUCCACCCACUCACGGCCUCGCUCUCCAAUAUCCUUGCGCGCUCAGCCUUCGCCCUCUCUUCCUUUGCUCCCGCCGCUGACGCCUAAACGUCCUUCUGAAAACACCAUCCACCGUCAAUCUCUCUUGACCGGUGCCAACGCUCAAAUCUACCACGCUCUCCUCAGUCCUACCACCGUCGCCCAAUUCCCACUACCACCUUCGACUCCUCCUGCUACCACCGAAGGCUCAGACUACUUUGUCGACGCUCCCAUUGCAAAACUCCCAAACAUAGCCACCAUGUUGACUCGAAAAGUAUGGGUCAAGAGGCCCAACGCCUCGCCGACCAUGGUCACGGUGCGUGAGGACGACCUUGUAGAUGAUGUACGAGAUCUUGUCAUGAGGAAAUACGGCAACUCGCUAGGCAGGAGUUAUGACUCGCCCGACCUCGUCCUGCGUAUUGUUAGCAGGGCUGAUGAGGCCGGCAAGCGUGCCUCGGAGCGUAUGCUCGGUCCAGACGAGGACAUUUGUCGAACCCUCGACUCUUAUUACACAGGCGGCCAGACUGCUGAAGAAGCUUUGCUCAUCGACACUCCUCCACGCCGAACACCUCGCCCAUCUCCCCGCAUAUACCACGGUGCCUCAUACGCUGCCCUGGACGACUACCGACCUGCCGAGACGGGGAGCGAUUACUUCCCUCCCAUGCCUGCCGUCCAGCUUCCUCCGAACGUGCCCGGUCAAGCGCCGGUGCAGCAAACAUUGCAUCCUGAACCGCCGCGCUCGAUAGCCGUGCUGAACACUGGUCAGAUCCCCGUCUUGCCGUCGCCGGGUAGUGUCCGUCGUCAUCGCGACCCGAGGGAUCCUCGACCAAAGUUCAAUCGCCAACAUACAUCCUCUCCUACAAUCAUGACGCACAAUCCUCCACCUACAUCCAUGCCUCUCAACGCAUCGAACCUCGCCGUAUCUCAACAUGUGCCCUCCAUCCGACAGGGUCGUCCAAGAGUCGGAUCUACUGCCUCCGAACAACAAGGUCAUGCCAUUCCUCCUGUCCCAGCUCUUCCGACACCUCCUGCCGCCGACGCCGUACCCACAGCCGGCAGUACCCCGCCUACACCAGCCGCUCAAGGUCAAAGCACGCUGAAGCCCGCCCGACCUCGUCGCCAAAGGAAGCUGACGCCCACCGACGGCACGCCGACCGUCAAGUCCCCUAACAAUGGCGCCAAAACGACCCUCCCCCCAUCUCUCCUCGACGGCGCAGUACCUCCCAUCAACGUAUUGAUUGUUGAGGACAAUAUAAUCAACCUGAGACUCUUGGAAGCUUUUAUGAAGCGCUUAAAAGUAAGAUGGAGCACUGCUCUCAACGGUCAGAUUGCUGUCAAUAAAUGGCGAACAGGCGGCUACCAUCUAGUCCUCAUGGAUAUUCAAAUGCCCAUCAUGAACGGUCUAGAGGCCACAAAAGAGAUUCGUCGUCUUGAACGAGCAAAUGGUAUUGGUGUGUUUAGCACCACUGCACCUCCUAGCCCAUAUGCCUCCAAGGGCGAAAAUGGAGAAGAGCUAGAUGAGAGUAAGAAAGAAAAGGACGAUGAUAGAUUAGUGUCUGAUGGCGGACUCUUCAAAAGUCCCGUCAUCAUCGUCGCGCUCACUGCAAGUAGUUUGCAAAGCGACAGACAUGAAGCCCUAGCAGCCGGCUGCAACGAUUUCCUCACAAAGCCCGUUAACUUCGUAUGGCUCGAACGCAAAGUCAAAGAAUGGGGCUGCAUGCAAGCCCUCAUCGAUUUCGACGGCUGGCGCAAAUGGAAAGAUUUCGAUGCCGAUAAAGUCGCCAAAGAGAAAAAGGCCAAGAGACUUAGUAGAGCUAGUGCUGAUGGUCCUCCUCCGAAAUCUCCCAGACCGGGUGUUAGUACUACUGCUGCUGCUUCUGCUGUUGCUGCUGUGACGGGAAAUGGACAGCAGGGUAAUGGUGAGGGUGCGGAUGCGGGUGUGGCUGUGUGA